CUAUUUCAGGAGUCAGGAAUUGCAUCUGAGUCCAUUGUCACCUGUCGAAGAAGAGCUAACACAGCUUUCUUGUUGGCUACUUGGAGGUUGCUUCUCCUUUACUUGGAAGACUUUGCUAGUGAUGGACCCAUACGUGAUCCAGAUGAACAGCAAUGGCAACUUCCCCUCUGUGCUGGAUGUUCAUGUCAACAUCGGUGGGAAAAACUCCAAGCAGGGGAAAGUGAAAGGCAGGAAGGCCAGAUGGUCCGUGAAGCCCUCGGAAAUGUCCAACAAAACUUUCAAUCCCAUCCGGACCAUCGUAGAUGGCAUGAAGGUGAAGCCAAACCCAAACAAAACCAUGAUUUCUCUGUCAAUCGGGGACCCUACUGUGUUUGGAAAUCUGCCUACAGACCCGGAAGUUACCCAAGCAAUGAAAGAUGCCCUGGACUCCGGGAAGUAUAAUGGCUAUGCUCCCUCCAUUGGUUACCUAUCCAGUCGGGAAGAGGUUGCUUCUUAUUACCACUGUCCCGAGGCACCCCUGGAAGCUAAGGAUGUCAUUCUGACAAGUGGCUGCAGUCAGGCUAUUGAACUUUGCUUAGCUGUGUUGGCCAACCCAGGGCAAAACAUCCUGGUUCCGAGACCUGGUUUUUCUCUGUAUAGGACUUUGGCUGAAUCUAUGGGGAUUGAGGUCAAACUCUACAAUUUAUUGCCAGAGAAGUCUUGGAAAAUUGACCUGAAACAAUUGGAAGCUCUGAUUGAUGAAAAGACAGCUUGUCUCAUUGUCAACAAUCCAUCAAACCCCUGUGGGUCAGUGUUCAGUAAAAGUCAUCUCCAGAAGAUUUUGGCCGUGGCUGCAAGGCAGUGCGUCCCCAUCUUAGCUGAUGAGAUCUAUGGAGACAUGGUGUUUUCAGAUUCCAAAUUUGAGCCUCUGGCCAACCUCAGCACCAACGUCCCCAUCCUGUCCUGUGGAGGGCUGGCCAAGCGCUGGCUGGUGCCUGGCUGGAGACUGGGCUGGAUCCUCAUCCAUGACCGAAGAAACAUUUUUGGCAAUGAGAUCCGAGAUGGACUGGUGAAGCUGAGUCAGCGGAUCCUGGGACCUUGCACCCUUGUCCAGGGAGCUCUGAAAAACAUCCUGCGUCGCACCCCUCAAGAAUUCUACCACAACACUCUAAGCUUCCUCAAGUCCAAUGCUGAUCUGUGCUAUGGGGCGUUGUCUGCCAUCCCUGGACUCCGGCCAGUCCGUCCUUCUGGGGCCAUGUACCUCAUGGUUGAAAUUGAGAUGGAACAUUUCCCAGAAUUUGAGAAUGAUGUGGAGUUCACGGAGCGGUUAGUUGCUGAGCAAUCUGUCCACUGCCUCCCGGCAACAUGCUUCGAGUACCCGAAUUUCUUCCGAGUGGUAAUCACAGUCCCCGAAGUGAUGAUGCUGGAGGCCUGUGGCCGGAUCCAGGAGUUCUGUGAGCAGCACUACCAUUGUGCUGAGGGGAGCCAGGAGGAGUGUGACAAAUAGGCCCGAGUCCAUGUUCCAGGGAUGGCUGGACUGGGCCCUGCUGCUCAGGGCUUCAGGUGCCUCUACUGGGAAAGAAGCCUCAAAAACACAUUGAGGGUUCAGAAUUGUCUCUGCUUUCCCCCAGCUAUGUUCAUAUAUACACUCUGAAUCCUAGAUGCUCCUCUCACUCUGCUCUGUGGGAGUGACUUACUAAUUCAUUAAUUUGUACCCCUCCCAGAUGACUUCCUCCUUUCUUCCUAACAGUACCAGAUGAACCAAGUUUACCAGAAAAAGAGACAAGGAAAUUAGAGCUUAGGAUGAGUGAAACAAAAGAUUGAGAGAACUUGUGCCCACAACCAUUUCCUCAUACUAUAAGAACACACACUCUCUAGUUAGAUCUGAAACCCGACUCUGCUACUGCCUCACUUCAGGCAUACCUCAUUUUAUGCAAGAGAGCUAUAAUGAAAGAAGUUGGGGACCCAUGUAUUUGGUUAAUUAUAUUCUAAAUGCAUUAGGAAAAUUUGCUAAUUCAAAAGAUCCCCUACAGAAACCUUUUAGUUGAUUUUUAUUUGUUGGUAAAGAAUUAUUUUUUGAUGCAAAUAAAUAUCCUUUAAUUGAUUGUCUUUCUAAGUUUAGAUAUGUGCGUAUCAGGCUUUCUUAAAAUGAAGACACAUCUGUACUAAAAAAAAAGGAGGAUUUAUAGGACCUUCCAGAAACACUGCUCUUGUAAGGGCCACAAAUAUUCUCACUUGUUUUUGUUAUAGAAUCAUCAUUACUUUUGCUGUAAUGUUAAUAUUGAUUUAUUAAUAUAUAUAUAUAUAUUAUAUUAUCUUUUCAUAUAUUUUCUAAGAAACAUUUAUACUGACAAGAUCCUUUAUUUUGCCAAAGGCAUAAAUUAUUGUUUUUCUUUUUUUAAAAAAAAUAAAUUUUACUAAAGUAUG
Molecule: messenger RNA, 2406 nt
Organism: Hipposideros armiger (great roundleaf bat)
Lineage: Eukaryota; Metazoa; Chordata; Mammalia; Chiroptera; Hipposideridae
Gene: TAT
Product: tyrosine aminotransferase
Exons: 12
Coding region: 122-1486 (454 amino acids)
Biological process (GO): L-phenylalanine catabolic process; L-tyrosine catabolic process; biosynthetic process
Molecular function (GO): L-tyrosine:2-oxoglutarate transaminase activity; pyridoxal phosphate binding
Source: RefSeq, a predicted model, not a curated record